GAGAGACAGAGAACAUUACCGAGCACAUUUUUGGAGAAAACGCAGUUGGCUACAGUUAUUCCAGAAAUUAGAAAUUUAAUUCAAAAAAUUGUUUUAUUCACUGAUUUUUCUGUUCAACAAGAAACAAAAGAAAAGAAAGCAAAAAUGUCUACUAUUAUGUUGCAAUCGUCGGAUAAGGAAAUCUUUGUUACCGACAUUAAAAUCGCGAAAUGCUCCGGGCUCAUUAAGAGAAUGCUAGAAGACUGUGGAGUGGAGAAUGAUGAGAAUGAAGUUGUGCCGCUGCCCAAUGUGAAUUCAAGCACUUUGCGCAGGGUUCUCACCUGGGCCAAUUAUCACAAGGAUGAUCCCCAGCCCAGUGAGGAUGAUGAACCCAAGGAGAAGCGUACCGAUGAUAUCAUUCCCUGGGAUGCCGACUUUCUUCAGGUGGACCAGAGCACCCUGUUCGAACUAAUAUUGGCUGCCAACUAUUUGGACAUCAAGGGGCUUCUGGAAUUGACUUGCAAAAUGGUGGCGAAAACUAUCAAGGGCAAGACUCCAGAGGAAUUACGCAAAACAUUCAACAUAAAGAAUGAUUUUACCGAGGACGAGGAGGCGGAACUGCGCAAGGAGAACGAAUGGGGUGAGGGUAAAUAGGAUGGACUCCAAGUCCUCAAAUUGUGAUGUCUACAUGCGGAAUGAACGAUAUAAUGCAGAAACCCACUUUUAUAUCUAUGAAGACAUAAGACAAUAAACGUACAUUCUAAACAA
This is a messenger RNA of Drosophila willistoni, 747 nucleotides long. RefSeq names its product S-phase kinase-associated protein 1-like. The coding region runs from base 145 to 633 and encodes 162 amino acids. Gene Ontology annotation, biological process: SCF-dependent proteasomal ubiquitin-dependent protein catabolic process. Gene Ontology annotation, molecular function: cullin family protein binding. The transcript is spliced from 2 exons. Gene Ontology annotation, cellular component: nucleus; cytoplasm. NCBI's taxonomy places the organism in Eukaryota, Metazoa, Arthropoda, Insecta, Diptera, Drosophilidae. The record is from RefSeq and is a predicted model, not a curated record.